Ornithodoros turicata is the source of this 1045-nucleotide messenger RNA. RefSeq lists its product as uncharacterized. The transcript has 12 exons. The record is from RefSeq and is a predicted model, not a curated record. Lineage: Eukaryota; Metazoa; Arthropoda; Arachnida; Ixodida; Argasidae. The coding region runs from base 106 to 570 and encodes 154 amino acids.
UGUGCUGUCUUCUGCAAGUACGCUGUAGCUGACACAGUGAAGAGCAUCAACCAAUCAUGAAGGUCCUUCUCCUGUUACUCGUCGUCAUUGGAUUGGCAGCAGCUGAUGCCUGGCCUGGGUGGGGACGUAGAAGUGCUGAUCCCGUGGCAGCACCUGCCUUUGCUUGGUUGGGACGUAGAAGUGCUGAUCCUGAGGCAGCAGCUCAAUUCCAGUUUCUGUCGGGACGUAGAAGUGCUGAUCCCGAGAAUUCAAAGUUCAAGGCACGUGAAGCAUCUCCUGGCUAUUUGCUGGAAGAAUUUCUUAAACGUAGAAGUGCUGAUCCCGAGAAUUCAAAGUUCAAGGCACGUGAAGCAUCUCCUGGCUAUUUGCUGGAAGAAUUUCUUAAACGUAGGUGCUGAUCCCGAGAAUUCAAAGUUCAAGGCACGUGAAGCAUCUCCUGGCUAUUUGCUGGAAGAAUUUCUUAAACGUAGAAGUGCUGAUCCCGUGGCAGCAGCUUAUUACGUGCCUGCGAGGGCUCGUAGAAGUGCUGAUCCCGCUAAGAACAUCAUUUUACACAUCCAUCGUCGAUGAAUACUACUAAUAUGCUGGACAGCUUUUAAUGAAACAACAUCAGUCGGCUGACUCCACCUUUAUAGGGUCUAGGACACUCAUUGGGUAAUACAGGGUGUCUACCACCAAUUGUCAGGGAAUUUUGAUGUUACUGGCAAAGUCAGGGGAUUGUCAGGGAAUUUGGCUAAAAAGAAGCUCAAGUCAGGGAAAACAGCGGAUUAGUGCCGGGAUGAUGCCGGUGGUUGAGCGGCAAUGCCGCAGCAACGUUAUCCCGACUAGCUUUUCGCCAGCACGACAAGCUCUGAGGCAGAAAGGCAGGAAAGCCUCAAUAAAUGGUCUGUUUUUGUGAUGGAUCUGUAUCAAAACGUAGGAGCAGGCACACCAAGUUUCCUUUUGUUUUUCUCAGGGAAUUUGCUUGAAAUAGUCAGGGAAAACCUGGAAAAGUCAUGGAAUUUGAAGGCUGCAGUUUGGUAUACACCCUGUAAUAAUAAUAAUA